This is a messenger RNA of Sphaeramia orbicularis (orbiculate cardinalfish), 1501 nucleotides long. RefSeq names its product insulin-like growth factor binding protein 2a (gene igfbp2a). NCBI's taxonomy places the organism in Eukaryota, Metazoa, Chordata, Actinopteri, Kurtiformes, Apogonidae. The coding region runs from base 75 to 956 and encodes 293 amino acids. Gene Ontology annotation, biological process: regulation of insulin-like growth factor receptor signaling pathway. Gene Ontology annotation, molecular function: insulin-like growth factor I binding; insulin-like growth factor II binding. Gene Ontology annotation, cellular component: extracellular region. The record is from RefSeq and is a predicted model, not a curated record. The transcript has 4 exons.
CCAGCCCCGGCUUCACCUGUUCGCAUGCACAUUUCUUCCCCUUUUUUUCACUUGGGAUUGCCUUCCAUCGCCUCAUGAUAAUGACCAAAAACCUCAUACCUAUAACUAUGCUUUCGUACGCGGGCUGCAGCUUGCUGAUCCUGUCCGCGUCCCUCGCCGGUGCCUCCCUGGCCGAGAUGGUGUUCCGCUGCCCGGGCUGCACCGCGGAGCGCCAGGCUCUGUGCCCGCGGCUCACCGAGACCUGCGCGGAGAUAGUGCGCGAACCGGGCUGCGGGUGCUGCCCCGUGUGCGCCCGGCAGGAGGGUGAAAUGUGCGGAGUGUACACCCCGAGGUGCGCCACCGGACUGCGAUGCUACCCGACCCCCGACUCGGAGCUUCCUCUGGAGCAACUGGUGCAGGGCCAGGGCCAGUGCCGGCGCAAAGUGGACCCCGAGACCACCACUUACAGCCAGGACCAGCGGGAGCAAACCAGCGGUGAGGCUGUGGAGCUGGUGCCUGAGUUGGGGGUGAGUGAGGUCCCAGCCGUACAGAAGCCCAGCAAACAGGCCACGUGGCUGGGCCCGAAGGAGAGCGCCGUCCGCCAGCACCGGCAGGAGAUGAAGACUAAGAUGAAGACCAACAAGGUGGAAGAGGUGAAAUCUACACGGUCUAAACAGACUCAGUGUCAGCAGGAGCUCGACCAGGUCCUGGAGCGGAUAUCCAAGAUGCCCUUCAGAGAUAACCGGGGUCCCCUGGAAGACCUGUACGCCCUGCACAUCCCCAACUGUGACAAGAGGGGGCAGUAUAACCUCAAACAGUGCAAGAUGUCUCUCCACGGUCAGAGGGGUGAGUGCUGGUGCGUUAACCCUCACACCGGCCGCCCUAUCCCUUCAGCCCCCACUGUAAGGGGGGACCCCAACUGCAGCCAGUACCUCAGUGAGCUGGAGCUGGAGCUCCCAGACAUGGACCAGAUAUAGUGGAGUGAAAAAAAAAAAAAAGACAAAAAAACUGUAAAGUAUGUGGGAACAAUGAACAUCUGAGUAAGCUAUAUACAGUAUUCUCUUUCUUUGUGUAUGUGUCUCUAAUUCCUUUGACGACAGUGACGUCUGAAAUCCUAACCACCGAAAAGGAAUAGCUUUGAACGUAGGAUGUAACUGCAGAUUAAUUUUAGGGGUAAAAAUAAAACUUAGGACUCCUUUUUUUUGUCAUAAAUAUUCAGUAGAUGUCAGCAGGAGAGUCGGUGACAUUGCUAUACUAGUGACUUUGCUCAAUUUUCAGUGUUUGGUACUGUUUGUGUUGGAAAAAAAAAAGACAAGCCUUCAACAUAUUUGGUGUUUUAAGUGUGUUUUCAUGUCUCAGCUUGCAGACUACUACUUGUAUGCCCUGUGCGAUACUAUAGGUUUGAGUACACCUGGCUUUUAACACACCGUAUUAAUGAACUGUAGUACGUGCAUUCGGUCCUGGAGGAGGACGGGACUUUAGGUCACCUGGUGAAUAACAAUUAAAAUGAUAGUAAACUCAA